Molecule: messenger RNA, 530 nt
Organism: Amoebophrya sp. A25
Lineage: Eukaryota; Dinophyceae; Syndiniales; Amoebophryaceae
Source: the annotation of a GenBank genome assembly
ACCAGCCCGCAACCGUUCCUGAUGUUAUGAGUGAAGAGUAUGGUGUCCCCGAUGUUAUCAGUGACUUUGCAUAUUUUAGUAGAUUCGGGUGGUGCAGCUUCUUCUUCUUGUUCUUCUUUAUCGCUCUAAUGACAAAGAACAGACCUCCAAUGAAGAUGAGCAGGAGGAAGAUAAUUCCAGUUUGAUCCUAGCGCAUCCUGCCAGUUCAUCUGCUUCGUCAUCUUCGUCCGACGGUCGCACUCGUGGAGGUGGUACUAGUCGUAGUCUAGAACUAUCUCUUCUUAGACCUGCAACUAGCCGCAGAAGUAGGAAUUCGACACCGAGUCCAAUGGCAGCAGAGACUCCGACCCAGACGCUGCGACGACUACGCGAAGAACGUUCUAGCGAAAGUGGUUCCCUGAUUUUGUCUGGAAUAGAAGACAUUAAAGAAUCGAUCAGGGAAGGAGAUGAGCAGGACAACUACGGCAGAACAUCGGGAGAUGCUUUUGCGGAACUGUUGCAAAUUUCACAGAGGAAUGAUGCGAGGACGG